UUCAACCCUCCUGCUCUUCAGGUCAUUUUCUUCUUGUGCUUUAUUUAUUUAUUUUAGAUCCCCAAUUAUAAUACCAAUACACCAAGCUUCCAUUUAUAAAUCUCCAUUAGAUCCCAAUUUUUUUCACCAUUGAAAACCCAAAUCUCCAUUAAAUCUCUUGAAUCAGAUCAAAAUGUUUCUAUUCGAUUGGUUCUAUGGAGUUCUUGCAUCUCUCGGAUUAUGGCAAAAAGAGGCUAAAAUUCUUUUUUUAGGUCUUGAUAAUGCCGGCAAGACCACUCUCCUUCACAUGUUGAAAGACGAGAGAUUGGUACAGCAUCAGCCGACACAACAUCCGACGUCUGAGGAAUUGAGCAUAGGAAAAAUUAAGUUUAAGGCUUUUGAUUUGGGUGGUCACCAGAUCGCUCGUCGUGUCUGGAAAGAUUACUAUGCCAAGGUGGAUGCAGUGGUUUACCUGGUGGAUGCAUAUGACAAGGAGCGGUUUGCAGAAUCAAAGAAGGAAUUGGAUGCUCUCCUUUCAGAUGAAGCCCUGGCCAAUGUUCCGUUCCUCAUUCUAGGAAACAAGAUUGAUAUUCCCUAUGCAUCUUCUGAAGAUGAGCUUCGGUUUCAUCUAGGACUUACAAAUUUCACAACUGGCAAGGGUAAGGUGAAUCUUACAGAUUCAAAUGUCCGUCCCCUUGAAGUUUUCAUGUGCAGUAUCGUCCGCAAGAUGGGAUAUGGUGAUGGUUUCAAGUGGCUCUCUCAGUACAUCAAAUAGAGUCUGGGAAAAAGUCUGGCCUUUGUAUUCUUUUUGGAGCUAUUUUGAUGUCAUUUUUGCAGUACAAUUAGAUUGCAAAUGGAAUUCUGGUCUGUCAUUUGAUAGAUUGAUUGGCGGAUUAACACAUCAUUAGAAAACAUUUGAUUUAUAACUCAUCUACUGUGGAAUUGGUUUUCAUUGAAGAACAAAGUUGUGUGCAACUAUGAUUUAGCUUUUUCGUGGAUUAAUAAUAAGGUCAUGACCAUUGUUUCAA
This is a messenger RNA of Mercurialis annua (annual mercury), 1007 nucleotides long. Its product is annotated as GTP-binding protein SAR1A. The record is from RefSeq and is a predicted model, not a curated record. Gene Ontology annotation, biological process: vesicle organization; intracellular protein transport; membrane organization. The transcript has 3 exons. Gene Ontology annotation, molecular function: GTP binding; GTPase activity. NCBI's taxonomy places the organism in Eukaryota, Viridiplantae, Streptophyta, Magnoliopsida, Malpighiales, Euphorbiaceae. Gene Ontology annotation, cellular component: endoplasmic reticulum exit site; COPII vesicle coat. The coding region runs from base 173 to 754 and encodes 193 amino acids.